AUUUCCUUUAAGUUUAUUUCAGAACGAACCGAUUGCCAUCAAUCUCAUAAGUUGAAGAUAAUUUUGUAUAAAAGGUCACGGCCCACAAAGCAAAAAGAAGAAUUUUGUAUAAAAUCGUAGAAUAAACACCAACAAUGUCGCAGCGUCCUCUAAAAUUGGAAGCUAUGCUAUUUGACUAUGGAACAACUAAUAAGACGGAUUACAGGGACGGAGAAAUUAAACCACAGAUCAAAACUGUCUACAAACAUAAACCAGAGCGCAAAAGACUUCCGACGCCUCCCGGAAACUUCGUUCACACUAUGAUGCCGUGGCGAGCGCCAAUGCCCUUCGACGCGUUCAUCAAGCCGAAUGACAUCACGCGGAAUAACCCGCAUGUUGUGCAAAAAAAAUUCACAUCACCCCAUGACACCAAACGCCUUGAAGUUCAAAAGACCCGGCCCCGCCUGGUAAUGACGCCGGCAUUAAGUAUGGAUGACAUGGAGGAGCCUGCACGCAGUAUCCUCAUCAAUGAGAUGUACACCACCGAUAUGACACAGAAGAUGGAGGAAGCUAUUUCGCCUACUGUAAGCAUUAAGGCGCCAUUGCCCGGACACCCAGCGCCCGCAAAUCCGAUGGCACUACGCCCGUUAAAGCCACCAUACGUCUCUCCUGAGUGGCGUAUGGAAACACUAUCUUGGGACCGCAAGCAGUUGCGCUCUUAUUGCGAUUCCACAAGAGAUUUCUGGCUACGUCCAAAAAAAUGAAAUUAAAAACGAUUAUUGCAAAAAUAAUUUUAAACGCCCAAAAAAUAAUACGAAAGCCUUUUAGUUUUCGUUCAAAAAUGUUUCCCUCGAAAUCGAACGAUUUUAGGUGUCUUCAUAUUAGAUAGUUGUAGAAGCGCUGCUGUUGCGCGGCAGCCGUGCAUCUGUUACGCUUCAGUGUUAUUUAACUCACUAAUUGUGAGUGUAAAAGUAGCGCGCGCGUCUCAGGAUAGUGGCGCUGCAACUGCGCUUCUAAACAUCGUAUGAAAUUAGUAACCUAGUGGCGCGGCAGCAGCGACACAGUGGCGCCACUGUAGCGCUGCUAUAAACGUCUAAUUUGAAGGCGCCCUUAAAUAUAAGAACGUUAAGUUUGAGGAUUAUCUUUUUGCAGUUUGAGCAUGGCAUUUUAAACUUAUUUCAAGAAAUAAAUCAAGGAUGAAGUGAAACUAUUAUUUCAGAUCAAAAUAG
Messenger RNA from Hyposmocoma kahamanoa, 1208 nucleotides. RefSeq lists its product as uncharacterized. Bases 135 to 743 code for a protein of 202 amino acids. Lineage: Eukaryota; Metazoa; Arthropoda; Insecta; Lepidoptera; Cosmopterigidae. The transcript has 5 exons. The record is from RefSeq and is a predicted model, not a curated record.